AUGGAAUCUCUCACAAAGUCCACUAAGCACUUGGAGAAACUCAAACUCCAAAUUCAUAUGAAAAAAUUGCCAGAAUGGUUUGCUUCUCUUGAUUGCCUUCACACAUUGUACCUUUUCAAGAACUUCUUGACAGAAGAUCCAUUUCCUAUUCUUGGAAAGCUUCCAAGCCUAGCUAUUCUAACAUUAGCAUCUUCAGCUUACAUAAACAGCACUGUUAACGUCCCUCGCGGAGGAUUUCCUAAGCUCAAACUGUUGAGGAUUCUUGGCAUGGAAAAUUGGACCAAUUGGAUGCCUAUUGAGAAAGGUUCUUUUCCAGAAAUACAGUUUCUUCUAAUAGCUGAUUGUCCGAGGCUAACAAGCCUACCAGAUGGCUUCAAUCACCUUACUAGCCUUGAUGAUCUCACCCUUAUGGGCACGUCACUCGUUUUCGCUCAUAAAUUGCAGAACAGAGAUAAGUGGAAAAUCAGCCAUGCCAAGGAAGUUUCAAUCAUUUCAGAAGUCAAUGGCCAAAUUGUCAAGACAAAAUUCAAGAGUUCUCCCAUUAGCUAG
Lycium ferocissimum is the source of this 549-nucleotide messenger RNA. RefSeq names its product disease resistance RPP8-like protein 3. Lineage: Eukaryota; Viridiplantae; Streptophyta; Magnoliopsida; Solanales; Solanaceae. The record is from RefSeq and is a predicted model, not a curated record. The coding region runs from base 1 to 549 and encodes 182 amino acids. The transcript has a single exon.